This is a messenger RNA of Phragmites australis (common reed), 1063 nucleotides long. Its product is annotated as small ribosomal subunit protein bS16m/bS16c-like. The coding region runs from base 475 to 891 and encodes 138 amino acids. The transcript is spliced from 6 exons. The record is from RefSeq and is a predicted model, not a curated record. Gene Ontology annotation, molecular function: structural constituent of ribosome. NCBI's taxonomy places the organism in Eukaryota, Viridiplantae, Streptophyta, Magnoliopsida, Poales, Poaceae. Gene Ontology annotation, cellular component: ribosome; small ribosomal subunit. Gene Ontology annotation, biological process: mitochondrial translation.
ACCGCACCGCACAUUUCCAAGAUUCCCUGGCCUGAGCGGCGGCGGCGGCUGCUCGUCGGGCUCGCCCGCCGGACGGCGGCGGGGCGCGCGAGCCGCACUGGUGAGCGAGCCUGUGGCCUGCGCGAAGUAGAGGGCCUGGUCUCGUGAGGAGGCCACGGCAACGCGCUCUGGUGGACUGCGACGAUGGGAAGCUUGAUGAUCAGUGCUUGCUGACUAGUUGCAGACAGUUGGGUAUGCCAAGUGCAGCAGUCUGGCUUGUCUAGAAAGUGAGGUACAUACAUACAGCAACCUCCACUUCCUAAUAAGGGAUAAUUUCAAUCUGAAGGUUUCCCAUCCAGGAUGCAAACAAUGCAUCAGUGAUUGGAUGGAAGACAACUCUGUGCUCGCUCACAGUUUCUUUGAAAUUAAUGCUGUCCCACACCGCCGCAGCCGGAGGUGGGAGGCGGCGAGGCGAGGAAACCAAGAAAGCAAGCCAUGGUGGUCCGGAUCCGGCUGGCGCGGUUCGGGUGCCGGAACCGGCCCUUCUACCGGGUGAUGGCCGCCGACAGCCGCUCCCCACGGGACGGCAAGCAUCUUGAGGUCCUCGGCUACUACAACCCGCUCCCAGGGCAGGAUGGUGGCAAAAGGAUGGGUUUGAAAUUCGACCGGGUCAAGUACUGGCUGUCAGUUGGGGCACAACCAUCAGAUCCUGUGCAGCGAAUUCUUUUUCGAGCAGGACUUCUGCCACCACCUCCAAUGCUAGCUAUGGCUAGAAAGGGUGGGCCUCGUGAUAGGUGCCCCAUUCAUCCAAUGACUGGGCGCCCCUUGGAUCUUGAAGGCGUCAAAAUUGUUGAUGACUCCAAUGCUCCUGAAGGUGAUGCUGAAGAACCUACAAAUGAGGUGGCUUCAUAAGUCUUCUGUAGUGAUGCUAAAUUUUCUAUUUUAGCAUAUGUAGUGAUGCUGCAAGAGAAAACUUGUUUGUUGUUUUUCUGACAAGAUUAUGUGUACUUGUACAAUAUGGCAAGCUUUAGUUAUGUAAUCUUUCAUCCAUUUUGUUUUAAAAAAUGGCAGUGCUGUUGUUUUC